AUGGCGCAGGUAGCGCACGACGUCGCGGCGCUGCGCGUGGGCGGCGGCCUGCAGCGGCGUGUGUAUAUAUACACGGGCGUACAGCGGGCCCCGUCACGCGCGCUCGGCCGCCAGAUGGCGCAGGUAGCGCACGACGUCGCGGCGCUGCGCGUGGGCGGCGGCCUGCAGCGGCGUGUGUAUAUAUACACGGGCGUACAGCGGGCCCCGUCACGCGCGCUCGGCCGCCAGAUGGCGCAGGUAGCGCACGACGUCGCGGCGCUGCGCGUGGGCGGCGGCCUGCAGCGGCGUGUGUAUAUAUACACGGGCGUACAGCGGGCCCCGUCACGCGCGCUCGGCCGCCAGAUGGCGCAGGUAGCGCACGACGUCGCGGCGCUGCGCGUGGGCGGCGGCCUGCAGCGGCGUGUGUAUAUAUACACGGGCGUACAGCGGGCCCCGUCACGCGCGCUCGGCCGCCAGAUGGCGCAGGUAGCGCACGACGUCGCGGCGCUGCGCGUGGGCGGCGGCCUGCAGCGGCGUGUGUAUAUAUACACGGGCGUACAGCGGGCCCCGUCACGCGCGCUCGGCCGCCAGAUGGCGCAGGUAGCGCACGACGUCGCGGCGCUGCGCGUGGGCGGCGGCCUGCAGCGGCGUGUGUAUAUAUACACGGGCGUACAGCGGGCCCCGUCACGCGCGCUCGGCCGCCAGAUGGCGCAGGUAGCGCACGACGUCGCGGCGCUGCGCGUGGGCGGCGGCCUGCAGCGGCGUGUGUAUAUAUACACGGGCGUACAGCGGGCCCCGUCACGCGCGCUCGGCCGCCAGAUGGCGCAGGUAGCGCACGACGUCGCGGCGCUGCGCGUGGGCGGCGGCCUGCAGCGGCGUGUGUAUAUAUACACGGGCGUACAGCGGGCCCCGUCACGCGCGCUCGGCCGCCAGAUGGCGCAGGUAGCGCACGACGUCGCGGCGCUGCGCGUGGGCGGCGGCCUGCAGCGGCGUGUGUAUAUAUACACGGGCGUACAGCGGGCCCCGUCACGCGCGCUCGGCCGCCAGAUGGCGCAGGUAGCGCACGACGUCGCGGCGCUGCGCGUGGGCGGCGGCCUGCAGCGGCGUGUGUAUAUAUACACGGGCGUACAGCGGGCCCCGUCACGCGCGCUCGGCCGCCAGAUGGCGCAGGUAGCGCACGACGUCGCGGCGCUGCGCGUGGGCGGCGGCCUGCAGCGGCGUGUGUAUAUAUACACGGGCGUACAGCGGGCCCCGUCACGCGCGCUCGGCCGCCAGAUGGCGCAGGUAGCGCACGACGUCGCGGCGCUGCGCGUGGGCGGCGGCCUGCAGCGGCGUGUGUAUAUAUACACGGGCGUACAGCGGGCCCCGUCACGCGCGCUCGGCCGCCAGAUGGCGCAGGUAGCGCACGACGUCGCGGCGCUGCGCGUGGGCGGCGGCCUGCAGCGGCGUGUGCCCCGCGGCGUUGCGCAGGCGCGGGUCGGUGGCGCGCGCCAGCAGCCGCACGCAGGGCAAGUGCCCGAACAUGCACGCGCCGUGCAGCGCGCUCUGCCCGUUCUGCACAAGCGCAUUGCAUCGUACAAGCGGUGA
This is a messenger RNA of Diatraea saccharalis (sugarcane borer), 1566 nucleotides long. NCBI's taxonomy places the organism in Eukaryota, Metazoa, Arthropoda, Insecta, Lepidoptera, Crambidae. The record is from the annotation of a GenBank genome assembly.